Amphibalanus amphitrite is the source of this 1568-nucleotide messenger RNA. RefSeq names its product protein gooseberry-neuro-like. Gene Ontology annotation, biological process: regulation of transcription by RNA polymerase II. Lineage: Eukaryota; Metazoa; Arthropoda; Thecostraca; Balanomorpha; Balanidae. The annotation marks the transcript as partial. Gene Ontology annotation, molecular function: RNA polymerase II transcription regulatory region sequence-specific DNA binding; DNA-binding transcription factor activity, RNA polymerase II-specific. The transcript is spliced from 4 exons. The record is from RefSeq and is a predicted model, not a curated record.
GUGGUGAGAGCAGCGGCAGCGAGGACGACAGCGAGCCGGGCAUCAAGCUGAACAGGAAACAGCGCCGCUCGCGCACCACCUUCACCGCCGAGCAGCUGGAGGAACUGGAGAGGGCCUUCGACGUCACCCAGUAUCCGGACGUCUACACGCGAGAGAAGCUCGCCAUCAAGACCACGCUGACUGAGGCACGCGUUCAGGUGUGGUUCAGUAACCGACGGGCGCGGCUCCGGAAACAACUCAACGCCCAGCACCACGUGACCUCGAGCGGCGCGUCACCGGCCGGUCACGUGACGGCCGCGGGCCCUGCUGCCCCGUACGGCGCCGGCUGUCACCCGGCCGACGCCGGCGGCUCCAGCGUGCAAUAUGGCCAGCCAUGGACGGCCCAGCCGAGCUCCCUCGGUUACCCGGACUACCUGCAGGCGGCCUCCUCGUCACAGAUGACGUCAUCGGUGAACCAGUACACCGCCGGUAUGACGUCAUUCGCCGGCGGCGUGCACCCGACCUCCAUGGCCGGCUGGCCGGGCUUCACGACCGACAAUAGUUUCUUCGGCGGCAGCACAGCAGCGAUGAGCGGCUACCCGACCGGGUACGGGAUGCAGGCGCACUUUCCUGACACCAAACCGGCAGGCUUCCACCCGUACUCGUGAUCGACAACAACAGCGGUCCGGCACCCAGGCACAGUGGGGACUAGGUCUGAUGCGUGUGUUUUUACCAGAGGUGUAGUUUUGAAGUAUAUGAGGACAGGGCGGAUUAGUAGGCGGUUGAGAUGUGUGCCUUGGUGGAAGGGUGGCAGACUAAUGCAUGUCUUCGCUCUGGGGUCACAUGCAUAGUUGCUCGACCCGCUGAUUCCCAAAUGGGUGUGUGAAAACAUGUCAAAGAAAGAGCUAGACGUCUAACUCUUUCUUCUCAAAGUUCACACCUCACCGUCUUGACGACAGCUCGUCUCGUGAUAGCCUUGCGUAACGGCGACAGUGCCAAUGUUCAGUGCCACCAACAUACAAUAAAUACUGGACGAGACGUCUACUAAAUAUCACGUUACGCGCUGUUACCAAUCUUGUGUUGACAAUAACUGUGCCUCCAUCGGUCAUGCGUGGAUAGAUUACCUCAUGCAGCGCGCUGCUUGGCUAAAAUGCUAUAGUUAGUUAUGAAAGAGUCUUCCAAAUUGGCCUUAAUAGUGCAUCAUGGCACGAGAAUUCUUCGUAACAAUAGUUGAUAGUUCUAUCUAGGGCAUGUGUCGCCUUCUCUUUCCGCUGUGUGGGAUAGGAUAGGACAUUUCAGUUAGAAUUGUGCGCUUCCUGCUUCCCUUGUUUUACAAAAUGUAUUUAUGCUAUGUUCAUCGUUUGCUUGUGCCAAUUCUGUGCCAUUACUUGCAUGUGUGUGCGAUUCGGGUGUAAGAUUUUUCAGUUCGUCUAGUGACAUAUUUUCUCGUGUAUAUGCUCUAUAAAUAGGUGUUGAUGUUUUGCAUAACUCGUAUUAUAAAUGUAUUGUUUUGUUCAGGUUUUACACAGCUGCUGUGUAUGAGACAUGUGCCAUUUCUUUCUAAUACAUCUAUCUACUUGUAGACGGUU